Molecule: messenger RNA, 2792 nt
Organism: Saccostrea cuccullata (small rock oyster)
Lineage: Eukaryota; Metazoa; Mollusca; Bivalvia; Ostreida; Ostreidae
Product: dual specificity protein phosphatase 6-like
Exons: 3
Coding region: 253-1314 (353 amino acids)
Biological process (GO): protein dephosphorylation; negative regulation of MAPK cascade
Cellular component (GO): cytosol; cytoplasm
Molecular function (GO): protein tyrosine/threonine phosphatase activity; MAP kinase tyrosine phosphatase activity; MAP kinase tyrosine/serine/threonine phosphatase activity
Source: RefSeq, a predicted model, not a curated record
UCAUUCAGUUUAGCUGUACAUUUGGCUAAAACACAUUAUAUACACCGUGUGAAGAAAAACUACAAGCCUUAAACCCCUUUUCCCUUUGUUUUGGUUUUUGAUAGACUAAAAUAUUCCAGUGAAUAUGUCGGUAUAACUGUAGCUUAUAUCGACCUAUCCUGUUCUGUUACCGCACUCACGUGAUUUCAUCUAAAGCUUCGCUGAGUAGGGUGAACCAGCGAUAAAAUAAACACAAUCUUAGCUCUCAGUGUUAUGCCGUGUAUUGAACGUGUAAUGAAAAUGUCGGGGGAAUUUUGCAGUCCGGAAUGGCUUAAGGAGAGUCUCCGGGCUGGUGAAAAAGUACUUCUUAUGGACUGUCGUCCCCAAAACGACUAUGUUAGAUCUCACAUCCAGGGUGCAAUCAACGUUACACUGCCAAACCUCAUGUUGAGGCGCCUCAAGAAGGGAAAUCUGAAAAUCUCCUGUCUCAUCCAAAAUAACGAAGCGAAGGAAACCUUUAAUAGACUAUGGAAAACACAUAAAAUUGUGAUUUAUGAUGAGUGUUCAACGGAUUCUAACUCCAACCCCUCGAGUGUGGUGGAUCUACUUAUGAAGAAGUUACGCCAGGACGGGGCCAAUGUUUCGUGUUUGACGGGAGGUUUUACACAGUUUGAAAAAAUAGCCAAAGAUCUGUGUCGAAGAACUGAAAAUACGGAUGAAUCAAUUUUCGGAUUGUGCAAUUUAAAAAUUUCGGAUGAUUCCGGAAACGGAACCUCUGAAUCAGACAGUGAAAAUCUGAAUUCUCCGGGAUGUAUGUCCCCUUAUCCAGUGGAAGUUCUUAACCACCUUUACCUCGGAAACGCUAAAAACUCCGCGGAUAUUAACUUGCUGAAGAAGUUUGGAAUUAAAUACAUUUUGAAUGUUACUCCCAAUGUGCCAAAUAAAUUUGCAGAGGACAAUGACUUUAAAUACAUGCAAAUCCCAGUCUCCGACCAACUCUCACAGAACCUGUCUGCCUUUUUUCCAGAAGCAAUAGCUUUUAUCGACGAAGCCCGUGAAAACGGCUGUGGAGUCCUGGUUCACUGCCUUGCCGGCAUUAGCCGGUCUGUUACCGUUACCGUAGCCUACCUCAUGCAAAAGGAACACAUGAGCCUAAACCAAGCCUACGACCACGUCAAAGGGUGCAAACCCAACAUCUCUCCAAAUUUCAACUUCAUGGGGCAGCUCUUAGACUUUGAAAAAUCCCUCUCAGGAGAUGAUACACAAGGCCACACGAGUUUCUUUUGCCAAAGAUCAAACACUCUUGAAACAGACCCCAAUGUGCGGCAGACGUGAAAAGAAGGGUGAAAUAAACAAUGUUUACAGUAGGACGGGAACUGUUUUUUGUCUCCCGCUACAAAAAACGAAGAUAGAAGCCCGCAGAACACCGUGAGAAAACGAUUCGGGGCUUAAACGCUAGCACAUGUGGAAUACCAAAAUACCAGAGCGAUGGUUUAAUGAAUUGGAAGACUUUAAGUGCCAACACGAUGAUCUCAAAAAAGAAGAAAAAAACUCAGUUCAUGAACGGUUUCAAACGCACAGAUAGCUUAGACGCUGACGUCACAAAUCUUGAGAAUAUGAAGAGCGGGCGUAUCGCCAAAAUACCAACUACUUUUUUUAUCUUUAGCCUCUCAAAUUAGCGACCAAGCAUUUAGUGGGGGUCCCAAAAGGGGCAAACCAGUAAUAUUUAGUAAGACAACAAAAUAGCCAGGAAGUUCAACGAGAAAAACACUUUUUCGAAAUAAUUGACUUUUUUUUCCAAUUUCUGUUCUAGAUAUUAAAACAUGUUUAUAACACGUUCUAAGGGAUGUGAAGUAUGAAAAUAUGUCACAAGGCAGCUAAUUGAUUCAUUUAUUUCAUAUCUCAACUUCAUUCUUCAUUUUGUCAUGUGAAAUAUGUCCCCGUUUGUAGUUGUAAAACGAAGUGGUCAUUACACAGAAACUCUUGGAAGAACUUGUAUACUAAGAAAUAAAAACUGAGAUUCUUUUUUUGACAACAGGAAAGAUGUGUUCCAAGCUGAGACAAUUCUUAAAAAGACAAAAGUUCCCCAAAUCUCUCUGUUGUUUUUUUGUAAAGUGCUGUAGUCACUCUAAAAAAAUGAGGGUUGCCUUGGCAACAGAAGAGUUUCAAAGUGCUUUUGACUCUCUGAUUUUAUGAAGUUUUAAAAUUAAUUGUUACAUGCUGUACAGAUUAUUUUAGUUGAAUUUGGAAAACAUAGUGCUAAAGUAAAUUGUACAUUCAAUAUUUUAUAUUGUUUUUUUCUGACUGUGAUGUUGUGUAUGAUUACUAUUGUUACAACUGAAUAUUGAGUGUUUUUCUGCAGAUCCAAUACAUUCUUGAAAGAAUCAAUAGUCCCGAAAGCAAGAUACGACAGCCUUAUAUAUAUAUUGAUAUUUAAACAGAAACCUGAUAUACAAGACGCAACAUACUCUCCUUGAAUUACAUAAAUAUCCAUGUUAAAGAUCAAUUUCUUUUAUGGAGCACAAGAAUAAAAAACUGCAAUUUCUAAAAAAGAUAAUGAUUUUGUUUUUGAUCUGUAUAAAAAAAAAUCCAGCUAGGGACUAUUGUCUUGUUUGAAUUUGGAUUUGAGAAACAUGAGAUACAUAUUGUUCAGUGGAUAUAUACAUUUAUACCCAAGGGUGUUCUCAUACGUUAUAAGAUGAGCUAUCCAGGCAUCAUGUUCAUUUAUCGUUUUAUAUAGCAUUUUUUUUCUGUUGUCAAUGUUGAAACAGUUGGAGAUAAACAAAAAAUAAAAUAAAAAUGUCUCAAAUUUA